Molecule: messenger RNA, 1992 nt
Organism: Histoplasma capsulatum G186AR
Lineage: Eukaryota; Fungi; Ascomycota; Eurotiomycetes; Onygenales; Ajellomycetaceae
Exons: 1
Coding region: 1-1992 (663 amino acids)
Source: RefSeq, a predicted model, not a curated record
AUGUUGCUCACCGUGAAACCUCACCCGCACAACGGAAUCUUACCUCAUGAGUACGCUGCACUUCCGUCGUCGCCUCUCCCUCACGGCCGUCUCGACCAUCGCCAUCAACGCCACGCGUUGACUCUUACCGCGCUUUACGCCCCUCGUGUUUCGUCUCCGAAUUCUCCUAUCGCUCCAGUUUCUCCUCCCACGCUCUCUGCGUACUCUCCACGGUCAGACGCGGCUAUGGACUCAGCUAACCGAUCCCUCCCAUCGAUGCCUGCCACUCCUGCCCCUCGGGAACGAGAUGUCCCCGCGAUGGCGGCCCCUAUGAAUACCUCCAUGUCAAAUUUACCGGCACCACCCCCUCAAUGGCAAAAUGAAUCAAUGCGCCAAUGGCUGCAAACAAAAGCGGAGGAGUAUCGGCGGGAACAAGAGGAGGAACGCACGCGCCAAGAAAGUUACCGGCUGGACCAGAGAAGAGUUGAGCAGUCAAUGCUUCGAGAGUCCCUCAAGGCUGGCGUUCCUCCCUGCAUGGUGCCUCUGAUAUUUGCCAGUAUGGGUGGUGGAUGUAAUCUCCAAUGGAUUCAGCAGCAUAUGUCCCAAUUGCACGGAUGCUCCUCUCAAACGCAUAUUCUUCCUCAGCAGGCAUCCCAUACACUGCCGCAAUCUCAACCUCAACCUCAACCUCAACCUCAACCUCAACAGUAUCUACCACCCCAGCAGCAACCCCUGAACCAGCAGCACCAGCAGAAACAGGAACAGAAACCUGCUCCUCUCCCGUCUCAACCUACGUCCUCACCAGGCGCUCACCAUCAUCGUCCUCAAUACGCGCAAUCUCAAUCUAUGCCACCCCCAUCUCAGAUGCCAGCAGCUGCUCAAAGUGUGGCUCCUGAAAACCCUUGCCAGAGCCGCAUGAUUCCCCCGAAUCCGUAUGCUUCACAACUUCCGCCCAAUAUUAAAGUGGGCCACUCCUCCCAACCAGAACCCCUAUCACCAUCAUCCACUGCCUCGUAUGGGCGUGCGUCAUCGUUGCGCCUGCGGAAUCAGCCCACAAGCCAAACAGCUCCUGAUGCUGGCAUAUUAUCGCGCAUUAAUACGUCAGUGCUUCAUAUCCAACAGCCAUCCAACAUCUCCUAUACCACAACUUCUUCAUCGACGUCGGUGCCCCUGCAGCAGGCAUCCUCAUUAGCCAAAUGUGAUGCGGGAACCCCUUCUCAAUCGCAACGGCAGCCUCAGUCAUCUCCGUCCAUCUACUUUCACCAUUGGGUUCCACCUGGUCAAUCGCAGCCGAACACACCGUCAACCAAAACUCCGAAUAAUUCCCCGUACUCAGGAAACCCGAGUUCUCAUCUUCAUUCUGAACAUCAAAUUUCCCCAAAGAAACGAAAGGCGCAAUUUGUCCACCAACCAGCUCCACCCCCACCACGUUCUGACACAGUAACAUCACAAUUUUUACCAGGUCGGGUUUCUCCAAAAGGUACCGGACGGAGCGGGGGCCAAUUACGACAUGACAGACAACAGCAGGACCAAGAACCGAGGCAUGGAGAUCUACCAGAAUCAGGAAGGCCUGGGGGGCAAAUGCAUAUGACUUCGUUGAGCAGCAGCACGGACCAGGGGGAUGUCCAGUCGACAUCGAGGGGACGAUCAAAUUCGGAUCGGGAAAGAAAACGUGGACAGAGCAGCAGCAACAACAACAACGCGCAAUUUGCUGGGGACCACAAUGGCAGAAGCCAUGGUAAUUACCCUGGCGCCGGCUCACGGGAUGACUCUCAAGGCGGGCGUGGGGAGGGGGGAGGCGGAGGCGGAGGCGGAGGACAUGAACUCUCAGCUUCCUACAACAGCAGGCCCUCUAGCUUCAACGUAUAUGGUCCGAAUUAUGGACAUUCUCAUGAGAGCGCCGGACCAUCUAAUUCAGGGCCCGGAACCGACACUAAUAACUAUCAAUCCCCUGCGGCUCGAUCACCUAUUCGCGCUCGGGAGGACCGCCCACAACAAUCCACGGGAACAUAG